Trichobilharzia regenti is the source of this 3210-nucleotide messenger RNA. The record is from the annotation of a GenBank genome assembly. Lineage: Eukaryota; Metazoa; Platyhelminthes; Trematoda; Strigeidida; Schistosomatidae.
AUGGACGUUGACCCUGAAGAGCCUAGGGAACAGCAAGGAUUCAUAAAUGAUGAAGACGUUCUAAAUGAUUGUGCACCAGUGGAGAUUCCUCCACCGCCUCCAUUGGUGCAAUCUCGAGAUGCUACUGGUCCCAGACUAAUAAUUACUCAGAUUGUCACAGAAAAUUUCAAAUCAUAUGGAGGUAUACGUGUUAUGGGACCAUUUCAUAAAAACUUCAGCUGUAUCAUCGGACCUAAUGGUAGUGGUAAAAGCAAUGUAAUUGAUUCAAUGCUUUUUGUGUUUGGAUAUCGAGCAUCAAAAGUGCGUUCGAAGAAGAUAAGUCAACUUAUACACAAUAGCGAAUUAGUGCCUAACGCGCCCAGUUGUAUGGUGUCAGUCCACUUUCAAAAGAUCAUUGACCAUGGUCCCGGUGCUAUGGAUUAUGAAGUUGUUCCAGACACUCAGUUUGUUGUCUCACGUCGAGCUUAUAAAGAUAAUUCCAGUUGUUACUUGAUCAACAGUAAUCGAGCUGUAUAUCGUGAUGUGGCUAAUCUUUUGCGUUGUCAUGGUGUAGAUAUUGAUCACAACAGAUUCCUUAUUCUACAAGGUGAAGUAGAACAGAUUGCUUUGAUGAAACCAAAAGCACCAAGUGAACAUGAAGAUGGAUUUCUUGAAUACCUAGAGGAUAUAAUCGGAUCAUCUCGUUACAAAGCACCAUUAAACACUUAUGCUACUCGUAUAGAAAGAAUAAAUGAUAUACGCUUAGAGAAAUUGGCACGUGUUAAAGUUGUGGAAAAAGAGAAAGAUGAACUUGAAAGUGUACGAAAUGAAGCGAUUGCUUAUCUACGCUUAGUAAAUCAAUUAGUUCGAUUGAAAAAUAUAUUAUAUCAACAAAAAUUAUCAAAAGAAAAUAAUAGUGCAAAGAUUGCUAAAGAAAAGUUGACAGAAGUUCAGCGUGAAGCUGAUGAAUUAACCAAUCAAAUACAGGAAACUACUAAACUAAUUUCACAAUUAGAAUCAAGACGUGAAGAAAUCACUAAGCAACAUUCCGACUUACAAACACGACAUCGUGAAGCAAAGACUAAAUUUGCUGAUUUUGAAGCUGAAGACAGUCGAUUACGUGAUGAACAUGCACACACAAAAAAUACAUCCAUCCGUUUAACUAAGUCUAUUCAAGCAGAGAAAACUAAUUUAGAACAGUUGCAAAAACUUCCCGAAGAAGCAAAUGCUCGUCGUGAGGAAAUUCUAAAACAGGUGGCACAAUAUGAAGAAGUCAAAAAACAGAAUGAAGAAGCUUACAGGGAAACACUUGAUAAUUUAGCCAAGGAAUCUACACCUUUACGAAUUAAAGUUGAACAAAGUGAAUCAAUUCUUGGACCAUUACAGAAAGAAGCUGAACAAUUGAUAAGUAAAUUAAAAUUACAACGUCAAGAGUAUAAUCUAAUGAUGACUGCUGAACGUCGUGAAUUAGAGCGUGCAGAUAUAGCACGUAAAAAUAAACAAUCAGUUGACGAAAAGCUUAAAGCUUGUCAACAGGAACUGAAUGAGGCUAAACAACGACUCUCAGGUACAGAAAACAACAACAGAAACAGUAACAAUAAUCGAGAUGGUAUAAAAGGCAGUCUAGAAACAGCUUUGGCUUCCGCUACACGUGAUCUAGCUGAAAUGAAAGCCCAUGAAGCGGAUUUAGCAAAAGAAGUCAAUGCCUUGCGUGGUAAAUUGGUAGAGUCGAAAUCUUCUCUUCAGGCCGAAAGUUCAAGAAGUCGAUUGUUAAACGCUUUGCUUGAAGCAAAACGUUCUGGUAUAUUGCCAGGAAUUAUUGGCCGACUUGGUGACCUGGGUGCUAUUCCUUCACGAUAUGAUAUUGCAGUGUCAACAGCCUGUGGUGCCUUGAACAAUAUUGUUACUGAUACUAUGGAUUCAGCUCAAGAAGCUGUAAAUUUUUUAAAACAGCACAAUCUUGGAAAAGCCACUUUCAUAGCUUUGGAUAAAAUGCAAAAAUGGGCUGGACAAGCAUCUCAACCAUUUCCUAAGCCUCAAGUACCAUUUCGUGUGGAACGUUUGUAUGAUUUAAUUGAAACAGUUGAUCCAAGCGUGAAACCAGCUUUCUAUUUCGCGCUUAGAAACACAUUGGUUACAGAGAAUUUAAACGCAGCUACAACAGUUGCCUUCGGUCAACAACGACGUCAUCGUGUUGUUACACUUCAGGGUCAAAUUAUUGAAGUCUCAGGAGCUAUGUCAGGUGGUGGAUGUCGUCCAAUUUCAGGCAGAAUGAUGACUGAUAUUGCACAUGUUAGAAAAUUCUAUGCAGAUAACACUUAUAAACCAGACAGUGGUAGACAAAGAAAUUCAAUUGAUGGUACAAAAGAUAUUCCCACUUUGGAAAGAGAAUUAGCUAAAAGUGAUAGUGAACUUGAUCGAUUGCGUGAAACUCGUGGUCGAUUAGAAGAGAUGAUACAGCGAAUGAUGCAUCAACGUGAUGAUGCUCAACAGACUGUUAGACGAUGCGAAGCUGAAUACUCACGAAUACUAGCCCAUUCGAAAAUAUUAUCUGAUGAAAUUUCUAAAGCAGAAGAACGUGCCAGGUCAUUGGCUCCAUCGGAUGCUCAACGUAAAAAAAUUGAAAAAGAAAUAAAAGCACUUGAUAAAACAUCACAGGAAAAAUCAGCAAAAGUUACUAGUCAGCGUGAAGAGUUGGAACGCCUUAAAAGUGAACUGUUGAAUUAUGGCUCUGAUCGUCUUGCUGCGGUAAAAAAUCGUAUGGAUGCUAUGGAUAAGAAAAUAAAACAGUCCAAUGAUGAAUUGACAAAGUUGGAAGUUAAUUUAAAGACGGCAACACGUAAUAUACAAAAAGCUGAGAAUAAAUUAAAAAAUAUGAAUCAUGAAUUAGAAGUGUUGACAGAAAAAUUAUCUGAUAUUCAAGUAAGACUUAAACAUCUGGAGAAAGAUGCUUUGGCCUGUUUCGACGAAACACAAAAAAUUCAAGCUGAGAUUGAAGAAUUACAAAAAAUGAAAGAAGAGAAUCUCUCUCUUUUAACUAGCUCAGAAAAUGAUUUAGCCACAGCCCAGAAAUCAGAAGCUGCAGCACGUCGAUUAGUCAGUCAAUUUGAAGGUGAAUUAUCUCAAGCGACUACAAAUGCUCUUCAUUGGGAGAAAGAGAUUAAACGUCUUCGACUGCAUUUUAUUGACGAUGACGAUGAUGAAGACGAAGAUGAAGAAGAUGGAAAAUAG